This is a messenger RNA of Trichobilharzia szidati, 969 nucleotides long. The record is from the annotation of a GenBank genome assembly. NCBI's taxonomy places the organism in Eukaryota, Metazoa, Platyhelminthes, Trematoda, Strigeidida, Schistosomatidae.
AUGACUUCGGAAUUAGACAUAGAUGAGUUUAUCAACAGACUUCUGGAAGUCCGGACGUCUAGGCCUGGAACUACGGUUAACAUGAAGGAAGAGGAAGUCCGGUAUCUCUGCGUUACUUCCAGACAAAUAUUCUUAUCACAACCCAUUUUGCUGGAACUUCAGGCUCCUUUAAAAAUUUGUGGUGAUAUCCAUGGUCAGUACACAGACUUAUUGCGUCUUUUUGAAUACGGAGGUUUCCCUCCAGAAUCCAAUUAUUUGUUCCUCGGAGACUAUGUUGACAGAGGCAAACAAAGUUUAGAAACUAUCUGUCUUCUACUUGCAUAUAAAAUAAAACAUCCAGAGAAUUUCUUCCUUCUUCGCGGUAAUCACGAGUGUGCUGCAAUCAAUCGAAUUUAUGGCUUCUAUGAUGAAUGUAAACGACGUUUCAGUGUUCGAUUAUGGAAAACAUUUACUGACUGUUUCAAUUGUCUGCCGAUUGCUGCAAUUGUAGAUUCUAAGAUAUUUUGCUGUCACGGUGGAUUAUCUCCAGAUUUGCAAAAUAUGGAUCAAAUAAGGCGCAUAAUGAGACCAUCAGACAUUCCUGACACAGGACUUUUAUGCGAUAUCCUAUGGUCAGAUCCAGAUAAGGAUGUUAAUGGUUGGGCUGAAAAUGAUCGAGGCGUCAGCUUUACAUUUGGUCCAGAUGUAGUCACCAAAUUCCUUAACCGACAUGAUAUGGAUUUAAUUUGUCGAGCACAUCAAGUAGUUGAAGAUGGUUUUGAAUUUUUCUGUCGUCGUCAAUUAGUUACUUUAUUCUCUGCGCCUAAUUACUGUGGAGAAUUUGAUAAUGCCGGUGGUAUGAUGUCUGUUGAUGAAAAUUUAACCUGCUCAUUUCAGAUACUUAAACCAUCUGAAAAGAAAGCCAAAUAUCAGUAUCAAGGUGUAAAUACAACAGGCAGCCCGGCUAAAUUACCCGCUCGUAUUCCAUAA